This is a messenger RNA of Leishmania major strain Friedlin, 1773 nucleotides long. RefSeq lists its product as hypothetical. NCBI's taxonomy places the organism in Eukaryota, Euglenozoa, Kinetoplastea, Trypanosomatida, Trypanosomatidae. Gene Ontology annotation, cellular component: membrane. The transcript has a single exon. Gene Ontology annotation, molecular function: NAADP-sensitive calcium-release channel activity. The record is from RefSeq and is a predicted model, not a curated record. The coding region runs from base 1 to 1773 and encodes 590 amino acids.
AUGGUCUUGCUUCACUCCCUCGUGAACGUGAUCAUCUUGGCCUUGCUCCUCCUCUUUGCGUUUCAGUACCAGACAAUCCGUAAUAAGGAAGCCACGGAUGCGCGCUACACGCUCGCUUCCUAUCUCUUCGCGAGCAACGAUCACACACAUUCGUACCUUUAUCGCCGCAUCGAGACCAUAGAUGAAUUCGUUGGAGCCCUUGAGAGCAUCGUGCGGGCCUACUACGCCGUGCCCACACGCAGUCGAGGGUUGUUCAUGCAUUACACGAACUCGAGUUCACGCGACUUCGACGCGAUCGCUCCACCGACACUGUUUCUGCAAUAUCAUCUGGGCUACCAUGGUGCACCGUCUUACGCGCAACUGGGAACGAAGACCUACGCGCUCACGCUGGAAAGCCCGACAGGCCCGUUUGUGAACACCACGGCGCUCCUGAACAACGCGAGCGAAUCCUGCACGCCGCAGGCAGACCCGGUGGCAGGUGGAGCGUUCAUACCAUGCCGCGUUUCGGCCAUCGGCGACUUGCUCGAUCGCGUGGUGUUGCUGCGUCUGGCUUUUUCCCUCUUCGCCCGCUCGCGGCGGUGGGCCGGCGACAGGGCAGCCACAACCCCCUCCACCUGGGACGUUGUGGUAGACUAUGGCUUUGAGGGGCACAAGGCCGCUGUGACGAUGACCGUGCGUUUGUCGUCCGUCUCGCGGCGCCAGCUAGAGCAGGAGCCACUGCUGCUGUGUUGGGCUGUGGGGCUUCUCGCACUCGUAGACAUGUGCGCGCGGCUGCGUGUGCAGGUGAAGGAGAUGACGGUGGUGAACUCCAGGCACCACCAUUACGGCACUCUUCCCGGCGAGGAGGAGGGACUGGGGAAGGUGCAGAUGCUGUCACCGACACUCGGCACUGUAAAGGCAGGGGAGAAUGGCUGGCGCUGGAUGGGGUACCUUUCUAACGUAGCCGUUCUCUCCUUCGCCACAGUAGCCCUGGUGGCGCAGCACAAGCGCUGCACCAAUGCCUCGCUUGAGGAAGCAGUCACCCUGCUGCUUGCCUUUGCCGCCAUGCUGAGCAGCUUCCGCGUGGUCGUGCUGCUAAAGCUGUUUCCUGCGUGGUACGUCCUCAUCGACGGGCUCGCGACAUCACUGCAACAGCUCUCUGUGUUCGUGGUUGGGGUACUGCCAGUGCUCAUUGGCUACGCCGUGUGCGGCACCGCGGUGUUUGGUGGAAUGAGCGGCAUCUACUUCCAGAGCAUCCCAAGCGCCACUGUGACGCUUUUGUGCUCCAUGUUUGGUGACAAUCUGCUCAGCACCUUUCUUCACAUGGAUCAAUCUCCGCACUGGCUGCAGAUGCUUUUCGUUCGAGUGUUUAUCCUCACCUUCCUAGCUCUGUUUGUGUGCAACAUCCUCAGCAUCGCCCACAGCAUCAUACAGGACUCCUACAGUCAGGCACUCAAGUCGUAUGCGAGCACCACGACAGCGGCUGCAGAGGCGGCCGCCGUCGCUCAGCAGCAGCGACCCAGCGACAGCAACGGCUGGAUCGGCGCCUACGAGGAGAUGAGUGACGACGAGGGCGGCGCCGAGCAUGACCGGCGUAACCGACCAGAUGAGCGGACGCCGGAUAGCGCCGCCUCCACCGCUGCCACCUUGGCGUCAUACUCGCGUCCAGAACACUCACCGGGUAACAGCAGCAACGCGCGACGGCAGGCAGUGCCACCAUUCAGCCCACGUGAGGUGCUGCGAGCAGCUGAUGUGAAGCGGAUGCUCAGUCGACUGGAGCGCGUCUCUCUCUGA